Plasmodium vinckei vinckei is the source of this 2715-nucleotide messenger RNA. RefSeq names its product E3 SUMO-protein ligase PIAS, putative. NCBI's taxonomy places the organism in Eukaryota, Apicomplexa, Aconoidasida, Haemosporida, Plasmodiidae. The record is from RefSeq and is a predicted model, not a curated record. Gene Ontology annotation, molecular function: zinc ion binding; SUMO ligase activity. Gene Ontology annotation, biological process: protein sumoylation. Bases 1 to 2715 code for a protein of 904 amino acids. The transcript is spliced from 5 exons.
AUGUCGUAUAAUGUUAGCAAUGCAAGUUUGGCUGACUGCUUAAAUAAAUUGAGAGUAUACGACCUUAAUCAAUUAUGCCGGAAGUUUCUUUUACCACAAAAUGGUAAAAAAGUAGCAAUUAUUGAACGAAUUUUAGAAUGUAUAACAGAUAUUGAGAGAGAAGAGCAAAUAUAUGAAUUUAUAUUAGCGACGAAACCAUCUAUAUUUGAAUCAAAUAAAGGAAAGAAGCAAAAUAACAAAGCUUCAAAUAGUGAUAAUAAUAAUGAAGCAUCCAAUAAUAAUAAAUCAAAUAAUAAUAGUAAUAAUUCUUCUGUGAAUAAUAAUAAAAAUAAUAAUGUAUUAUCCAUUAAUAGUGAUACAAAUAAUCACGAAAUCCAUGAUACAAAUACAUUGAAAAAAAAUUCCUCUCAAGCCCCGAAAAAGGGAAAAGUGAAAAUAUAUGAAGAGAGCAACGAAUUUUCUUCAUGUAUAUGUGGAGGAAUGGUCAAAAAUGUUUUAAGUAAAAAUUGUGUAGUAAAAUGCAUAGAAUGUGAAAAGCCGCAACACAUUAGUUGCUAUAUACAAAAUUCAUGUAUAAGUAAAAAUAUGCAAGAUUAUAAAAUAUUAUGUGUAGCAUGCCGAUUAAAAGACAUGGACCCAUUUUAUCCUCUUAAACAAAUAUUAUGGAUGAAAAGUUUAAAUACAAACUCUGAAAAAUUAAUGAUUAACGCAAGUGAUAUAAAAAGUUGGAAAAAUGAAAAUAAAGAAGUUAUAAUAUUUUGUAUACAUGCUGAUAAAACCGAUUUAAGUGGCACUGUUUCUGUAAAACAAGAAUGGCCCAAAACUUUUUCUUUAAAAGUUAAUGGCAAUGUUAUAGAAAAAAUAUUUGAACCAUCAUGGGAACAUAAAAGAAGGGAUAGCCCUCUUAAAAUUACUCAUGUACUGCACGCUGGAAAUAAUAAUAUAGAUAUAAAUAUUACAAAUUAUGAUCCACCGAAAUUAUUUGUUCUUGCUUUUUUAUUAUGUAAAAUAGAAACAGAACAAAGUAUUAUAGAAAAUAUUAUAUUAAAUAGCUCUUUAAGUUUUAAAGAAGCAAAAAAUAGAAUAAUUCAUAUUUUGUCAAUAAAGCAUGACGAUGAUGAAGUAAUGUGUAUGGAAGUCAAUAGAAAAAUAAGUUUGAAUUGCCCUUUUUCAUUAGAUAGAAUAUUAAUACCUUGUCGAGGUGUUAAAUGUUCUCAUAUUCAAUGUUUUGAUUUAAAAUCAUUUAUUGAUAUAACCAAAAAAACAAAAGCUUUUAAUAAUAGAUGGAAAUGCCCAGUAUGCUCAUUUUUUUUAAGACCAAAACAUCUAGUAAUCGAUACUUUUAUUACAUAUAUUUUGUCACAAGUUCCUAAAGACAUUAAAGAAGUAGAGCUUAACAAAAUGGGUGAAAUCAUAUUUAAUCAUAAUAAUUCUGAAUCCAAAAUUUUGAAAAGUGUUGAUGAUGCUGAUUUAGCAAAUUUACAAAAGAUUGGACUUGAAAUUAAAACCGAACAAAGUAUAGAUAAUAAUAUAAAUAAUGAUGGAAAAGAAAACAUCAAUACGAAUGAAAUUAUUAUUUUAGAUUCUGAUUCAGAAUCAGAUGCAGAAAAUAAUGAGAUUACGAAUCGCAAUCACAAUCGCAUCGAAAAAACAAACCUCAAUAAUGUACAAGAUGGAUGUGAAGUUAUAUGCAUAUCUGACAGUGACGAUAAUGAUAAUGCUCCUUUGAUCAGUAAAAAAUCCGAAAGCCACUCAAAAAAUAAACUACCUUUUUCAAUAGGUAUGGGGAAUUAUGGAAAUAAUCAAUAUUUAAGUAGUUUUUUUAUAAGAAAUAUUAAUGAUAUAGAUAAAAUAAAUAUGCUUCCAAAUACUUAUUCAAAUUUUAACGAAAUGAUUUCAAAUGCUUUAAAUGAUAUCGAUCCCAUUCGAUUUAAUGAAAUAUAUUUAUCAAACAAAAUAUUAAAUCCUGAAAUAAUUCAAAAAAAUAACGACGGUAAAUUAAAUAGUGAUAAAAACAAUAGUAACAUAAACAAUGACGGUGAUAAAGAAGCAAACGAACAUAUUAUUGACAAUGAUAAUAAUAACGAAAAUUUAAAAAACUCAACAAUACAUAAACCUAGUAAUGAGAAUUUAAAUAAUUCUCUUUUAUUUUUUUGUAACAAAGAUAAUUUGCUAUCACAAGAUAUGUUUUUUUUUAAUACAACAUUAGAAGCAUUAAGUUUAGAUCCUGGUAAUAAAUCUAUAAAUUAUUCUGAUAUUGUGAAUAAUAAUAAUACAAUUUUAAAUGAGGCAACAGAAAAUAAUCAAAGUGUGAAUUUGGAAAAAGGAAAUACCUCUGGUGCGUUUGAUUUAUUUGAUAGAAAUUUAAUUUUACCAACUAGUAGUAUUAAUAAUAAUUUAACUAGUAAACUAAGAAAUUAUCUCGAUGGAAACAAUAGUAAUGAUGCCAAUAAAGAUGAUAGUAGUAAUAAAGAAAAAAAUAACAGUAAUAUUGGAUAUGAACUUAAUGAUAUGUCUUCGCCCCACGAUCAAAUAAAUUUGAAUCAGCUUCCAAAUUUUGAAAAUUGCGAAAUCGCAGAAAAUGAUCAAACGGAAGAAAGUCAAAAAACUAAUGAAAAAAGCGAAGAUGAAGAAAAUGAUGAUGAUUCAAAUUUAAAUAAAAAAAAAAGAAAAAAAGAUAAGGAAAAUGAAAAAGAAACACCACGGAAAAAAUGA